CUACUGCUACUUAUUUUGAGAGACUGGUAGAUUUCCGGGCACACAGAGAGACCUGACGUACGAAAGAAGAGAGUCUUUGAAAAGCAGUCCAAAUAAAGAAUAGCCAUUAUGGGAAAAUUCUUGGUGACCUGCUCCAUAGCAAUUCUCUUUAUUCUUCUGCAGACUGAGGUCAUUGUCUCUGUUUCGGGAAAAAGCUCAUCCAGUAGAAGUAGUAGAAGGCCUAGCAAACCUGCACAUCAUCGACCUAGCAGACCUGUGGAACAUCGACCUAGCAAACCUGUGGAACAUCGACCUAGCAGACCUGUGGAACAUCGACCUAGCAAACCUGUACAACAUCGACCUAGCAAACCUGUACAACAUCAGCCUAGCAAACCUGUACACAACCAACCUGUACACAAUCCUGCUCCCCCACAACACAACCCUGUUUAUCCCCCAGUAAAUCCUGGUAAGCCCCCAAUCAAUCCUGGCAACCCUCCAGCACAAAACCCUGCUUAUCCUCCACGCAAUCCUGGCAACCCUCCUCCACAAAACCCUGCUUAUCCCCCACAUAAUCCUGGCAACCCUCCUCCACAAAACCCUGCUUAUCCCCCACAUAAUCCUGGCAACCCUCCUCCACAAAAUCCUGCCUACCCACCACAAAACCCUGCUUAUCCCCCACAUAAUCCUGGCAACCCUCCUCCACAAAACCCUGCCUACCCACCACAAAACCCUGCUUAUCCCCCACAUAAUCCUGCCAACCCUCCUCCACAAAAUCCUGCCUACCCACCACAAAAUCCUGGAUACCCACCACAAAACCCUGGUAACCCUGCCUACCCACCACAAAACCCUGCUUAUCCCCCACGCAAUCCUGGCAACCCUCCUCCACAAAACCCUGGAUACCCACCACAAAACCCUGGCAACCCUGUUUAUCCACCACAAAACCCAGGUUACCCACCCCACAAUCCUGGCAACCCACACAAUCCUGGUUAUCCACCACAAAACCCUGGGUACCCUCAAAACAAUCCUGGCAACCCACACAAUCCUGGUUAUCCACCACAAAACCCUGGGUACCCUCCAAACAAUCCUGGUAACCCACACAACCCUGGCUAUCCCCAACAAAAUCCCGGCUUUCCACAAAACCCUGGUUACCCUAGGCAUGGAGAAGGAGGCAGCUGGGGCAAAUAUGACAGUAAGCCAUGGAAGCCUAAGCCACCCAAGCCCAAUAUGAAACACAUGGCAGGAUCAGCUCUGGCAGGUGCUGCAGCGGGAGUCGUUGGUGGCUACCUCUUAGGCCGUGCCAUGUCCAAUAUCAAUUUUCAGUUUAACAACCGUGAUGACGAGCGCUGGUGGCAGGAAAACCGCAACCGUUACUCCGACCAGGUUUACUACCCACAGUACAACCAGCCUGUUCCGCAGGAUAUCUUUGUGAGAGACUGCACGAAUAUCACUGUGAGCGAGUAUACGGAGCCCAGCGGAAACCAAACGGCAGAUGAGAUGGAAAGCAGGGUUGUGACGCACGUGGUGCGCGAAAUGUGCAUAGAGCAGUAUCGUACCUACUCUAGCCACGCAGAAGGCGGCUUCAGACGUCCUGGGAGUAGGCCAGAGGGGCCUAUGCAGGCCGAGACGGAAGUGAAGCCUGUGGCGGAAGAAGCUAUAGCAGGUGCUGUGGCGAAAGACAGAUUGGGCAGCUCCAUGUCUAACAUGCAACUGCAUUUCAACGACAGCGAUGAGGAGCGAUGGUGGAGCGAAAACCGCAAUCGUUUUACCAAUCCCGUGUUCUACCCAAACUAUGGCCGCCCUGUUUCGAAGGAUGUCUUUGCGAGUGAUUGUGAGAACGCCACCGCAAACUAUUACACAAAGCCCACCGGAAACCAAACGGCAGAUGAGGUGGAAGCGAGGGUGGUGACGCAAGUGGUGCGGGAGAUGUGCAGGGAGCUGUACAGUGAUUUCAUCCGUCACAUGGAAGGAAGCAAAUAUGACCAGAAGCCAGAAGCGCCGAUGCCAACCAAACUCUGGCUGAAGCAUGUUCCAGAAGCAGCUAACAUUGGCCCUGGAAGCCAUGGCAACAGUGCCACGUCUCGCAUGCAUGACAACACUUUUGCCAAGUCUUCUGUGCUUUCGAUUAUUGCACUGGUCACUUCUUUCCUGAUACCUUGAGGUUGGACAGCCUCCUUAAGCUGCCAUUUUGUUGCUGAGACAGGAAAUGUCUGGAUGUAAAGAGAUGUGUUUAUAUAAAGGAAAUGUUUUGUGGAGAGUA
Molecule: messenger RNA, 2236 nt
Organism: Lacerta agilis (Sand lizard)
Lineage: Eukaryota; Metazoa; Chordata; Lepidosauria; Squamata; Lacertidae
Product: basic salivary proline-rich protein 1-like
Exons: 2
Coding region: 109-2136 (675 amino acids)
Biological process (GO): protein homooligomerization
Cellular component (GO): membrane
Source: RefSeq, a predicted model, not a curated record